AUGGCACAACAUAAGUUGUAAUGCCGUAAAAUAUAAUCCUGUUUGAGGGUACAGUCUACAUAGUUUCUUCAACCCAUGAAGUGUUGCGUUGUUUAAUUUCUUUUUAUCUGCGUAAAUUAUUAUAUUUUACGGUUUUACACUGCGCAGCUGCAGCAGACCCUUCGGCGGCGCAGAUGCAAGUAGGGGUCUGGCGUUUGCCGCAGAAUCGAAUCCACAGUGGUUGGUUCUAUGAGAUCACAGCUCGCUCGUCCGCCCAACAAAAACCGACAUUGAAGGGGAUUGUGAAAGGGAAUGAUAUAGGGAAAUGGAGGGAUAAUAGUGGUUGUGUAACAUGGACGUUGUUGCCUCUAUGCAUAGAGUGGUGUCAGCCUAACGCUCCCCGAGGAGCGCAGCAUUUCGUCAGGCCGCUCACUGACCCAAGGAGAGAUCAUGGGAGUGCAGAUGGAGACAAGUAUCUAAGCAACAACACCUGAAACACAGAGCUGCCGCGGGAGAUGGGGUACAAGAUCCCCGGGGCAGCGAUGGACCGGGUCAGCCUGCUGUGGCGUAUGCGCCGGCGGGCACGCAGAGGGGCGCUAUGCAUGGGCUUCUUCUGCGUCUCCAUGGCAUUGCUCUACGCCCUCUGUGCUGAGAACAGCGUUCCCGUCACAGACGCAAUCUUCGGCGUGCGGGCACGCACCCGUGCCCAACCCCGUGCACACUCUGUCAUCAAGGUGCUGCGAGGCGGGGCCAAGCCAAUGUACGUCGACCCUCAGAAGCUUCCAGGCGUCGUCCCUGGCAACCCCCACCGUCCAAUCCCUGUGCUUUCAUCACCAAACCACACCCAGGAGGUUAAGGAAACACAUUCCAAGCGGAAACAGAAAGAGCGGGAGCCCACAGGAUUUCUCGCUUGGCUUUUGCCCCGCCCCUUCAGGCGUGCCAUGGAGACCCUGUUUGGUGGGCGUGGUAGGGGGGAGCUGAGUGGCGCAGGAGAUGCUGCGUUCUUCGGGCCCAACGGAGCUCUGGGGGAGGUGUGGGACGAUGAGAUGUCAAGCAGCAUGUUAGGACACAGGCUGAGAAAGGUGGUGCAGAACUAUCAGGCGAUGAACAAGUAUGGGGUGGAGGUCUCUGGACCCGGGGGUGUGGUCAGCCGCCCCAAGGUGAGCGGUCCUGAGCUGCUCUGCGAGUUGAAGGAGAAGGUGGAAGUCGCCACUCUGACCCCUGAUCUUCAGCCCUUCUCUUCGCUGACCUGGGCAUCCCAGCUGCCCCCUAAACCUCUCACCUCUGACCUGGGCCCCUUUAAGACCUGCGCCGUGGUGUCAUCUGCUGGAUCGCUACGCUACUCAGGACUGGGGAAGGAGAUAGACUCUCAUGACGCCGUCCUCAGGUUCAACGCGGCACCCACUGUGGGCUAUGAGAAAGACGUUGGCUCCGUGACCACUAUCCGCCUCAUCAACUCACAGGUGAUGGCUUCAGAAGACCACCGUUUCCUGUCCAGUUCUCUGUACAGCACUGGUGUUCUGGUGGCCUGGGAUCCCGCUCCUUUCUCUGCUAAUCUCAGCAAGUGGUACAACAAGACAGACUACCCCAUCUUUGAUCAGUACCAACGCUACAGGAGGCUCCACCCACUCCAGCCUUUCUACAUCCUGCAUCCCCGCUUUGAGUGGCAGCUCUGGCAACGAAUCCAGGAUAACAUGGCAGAACCCAUACAGAAAAAUCCACCCUCUUCUGGCCUUCUAGGCACAGUUCUGAUGAUGUCAUUGUGUGAUGUCGUGCAUGUGUACGAGUUCCUGCCGUCCCGGAGGAAGACUGAGCUAUGUCAUUACUACCAGCGUUUCUACGACGCUGCCUGCACGCUGGGGGCCUACCACCCCCUGCUCUACGAGAAGAACCUCGUCAAGAGGAUGAACCAGGGGCUCGACCGGGACAUUUACACCCACGGCCGGGUCACAUUACCAGGCUUCAGAAGCCUCAAUUGUACCCAGAGAGCUGGAAGUCAUAAGGCAUUGACUUAAAUAGGCAGCUACCUCACAUCCCAACACAAAGACACAUACUUUCACAAAGAGACACACAAAUAUCCACCAAGAACUGCAUGUGGAUUUAACAUCCUAUCUUCAAACACUGUUACAGAUACACAUACCUCCUUGGCACAAGCAUGCCACACUGAAAGGCGUGAUAAAAAAAAUCUACCUAAAAAUUAACCUUUUAUGUUUUCAAAACGUACACGGCUUUCUUGUGUACGUUUUGAAACACACAAAGGACACACAUGCACACACCUGUUUGGUUGUUGGGCAGGCUUCUAUCCAUGUACAUACUGUAAACAUGUAUAUGGUCACAACACAGUGAGGUGCUGCUGUGGGCUGUCUCUCUCUCUCACCCAGCCCCUGUGUCUGAGGCGGGCCAGAGACCAGGGACAGCUACACGAAUGUCUCUGCAUGCCUGACUUGACGCGCACGCACGCACACACAUGCCCUCUCUACUCAAUGCCAAGGGGAAAUAAAAGAGAAGACAAGAUGAACUUUGAUAUCCUUGGAGAAAAAGGCACCUUUGGCCUACAAUGAGAUAAUCAUUAAAGUCUGGCUGUUUGGUUCCAGUACAGUAAAUAAAUAAAUAAAAGUACAAGUAGACUAGAAUAACAUUUGCUGAAUAUUAUAGACCAUUUAUUAGCGGUCGGACACCCUGAGUACGGCCAAUUGGGGAGAUUGCGCCUGUGUGGUGCUCUAAACACUGCAUCCCCUCACUUAACCAUAUAUCAAUAUUUGAAUGCAGACAGGGGACUUCAGAUGGGUAUUUGGUUAUUUAUACAACCAUGGACAAUCAAUUGAUAGAUGAUAUACAUCUACAGUAUAAUACUCGUACUCAACAAUAACUAGUUACCAAUAACCAAUAACUGCAGGCAGCUGAGCAGGAGUUUUCCUUGAAGCAGCGCAUCAAGAGCCUCCUGGUGGACAAGAAAAGGACGCGCCUGGAUUUGGGGGAAUUGUAUUUUUUUCACGGCCAGUUUAGUGAUAUAAAGGGAUUAGGGUUUCUAUCUAUCCUGCAAUCUUAAUUUGUGUUCGUAUUUUGGUGGCUAUCUUUAUUAUUUAAUCCCUUAGGAGGAUGGAUUUGUAUUUAUUGAUGUCAUUACAUUUUUGAGAGAAUGUCAAACAGAUUGUCUCUAAACUUAUUGUUGCACUCUUAUCGUUAGCCUCUUCCCCUGCUGGUUGUGGGUCAUUUAUUUGAAAAACAGGUUUUAUUUGUGGUGAGUUUAAACUUGUUUGGAGAGCAGACCUAAAGAAAAAGAACCAAGUUUGUUUUCAAGGCCACUAUUUCGUCACACUCAUGUUACUUUCUUGGUUUAAGAUAUUUUACAGCUAGUAUGAGGUAAAAGUGGACUUUUAGAACAAACCUCAAUGAACUGCUUUGAUCACGUAUCUCUCCUUUGUUUUAUUUUUCAAAAAUGUGUCUUUUCAAUCUGCAUUUAUGCUUUUAAAAAAGCAUGGCUGAAUAGUGUUGCAUGAUUUAACUACUGUAUACCUACUCAGUAUCUUAAUACCAACCCUAUACCAUACUUACCAUACUAAUUUUAUGGAAGAUUAAACAGUUGUUUUUUUAUGCUAGUGAUUAGUAUCACCAACCAGUCAAAACAAGCAGCUGCCUGCAACCCUGUAAGAUUACAUGUUAAACUAGUUGGUGUUUUUUCCAUGCGCAGUACAGAAACAAGUCAGCAAUGAAACGUUAUGUGCUUUAAAAAAGCAGUUGUAAAAAAUGUGGUAUAAUUUUAUGAAAGUAACUGGUGUUAUUUUGUUGGUCAAAUAUUGGUAUAGCCUGUGUCUGUUGCCAUUGUGGUUCUUUUAAAUCUGGUAUACAGUUAAUCUGUGGUAAAUGCAACAGCUGGAGACUGAAGCCGGAACAUGGCCGCAAGCUCUACAAGGCUUUAAACCUGAGACAGAUACAGCAUCCGUUGCAAUUAACCUACAGAGAAUGUAGUGACUGAGAAGGGAAAUCUAAUCAAAUUGCACUUUUAUCCAUUUUGGCAGUUAUCAGGACACACCUGUACUCUCUUUGAUUGAAAUAACACGUUAUGUCCCUACAUCUACUGUGCCAAUACAUUUCAUCUCAGGAAAUUAUUGUCUCCUCAACAAAGCAUGUGUUUUUCAUUUUCAGUUAAGCAUGAUCUUAUAUGGUCAUGGCUCCAUCUACAACACUGCCCUGGCACACAAGGCCACAUUAUCUAAAAAUGGCCUACAGUUAGUAAGUAUCAUUCCUUAAUAUAGACAUACCUAAAAGGAACACAGUGCUUUGAAAUUUGCUGGAAAGCAUUACUAGGAGGGUAUUUUGAUGACCAAUUUAGUUUUGUGACAGGACAUCAAGCAAAGGGAAAGAAUGUCAUUUUCUUGCAUUUGGGUACUUUAUCACUGCCUAUCUGUCACACAUCAACCCAUCCUGAUACACACAGAGUAAUCUCUCACAAAGCUUAAAUGCUGAUGAAUAUUGAUGGUUGCAAUAAUAAAUAUAUCCUGUAUACAUGUUUUUCCUAGGUCUCCUCUUCUGUAAUAUUGUCACAAAUGUCAAUACCGUGUUAAUGGAAUGUUCAAGUCAUGUUUUCAUUAAAGGGAGCUAUACUCAA
Messenger RNA from Osmerus eperlanus (European smelt), 4588 nucleotides. It is a transcript of the gene st6gal1, whose product is annotated as ST6 beta-galactosamide alpha-2,6-sialyltranferase 1. Gene Ontology annotation, biological process: sialylation. The coding region runs from base 495 to 1994 and encodes 499 amino acids. NCBI's taxonomy places the organism in Eukaryota, Metazoa, Chordata, Actinopteri, Osmeriformes, Osmeridae. The record is from RefSeq and is a predicted model, not a curated record. The transcript has 9 exons. Gene Ontology annotation, cellular component: Golgi apparatus. Gene Ontology annotation, molecular function: beta-galactoside alpha-2,6-sialyltransferase activity.